Molecule: messenger RNA, 1569 nt
Organism: Scomber japonicus (chub mackerel)
Lineage: Eukaryota; Metazoa; Chordata; Actinopteri; Scombriformes; Scombridae
Gene: echdc1
Product: enoyl CoA hydratase domain containing 1
Exons: 7
Coding region: 38-973 (311 amino acids)
Biological process (GO): fatty acid beta-oxidation
Cellular component (GO): cytosol
Molecular function (GO): enoyl-CoA hydratase activity
Source: RefSeq, a predicted model, not a curated record
GGAAGGAUUUCACAGGAACACCACUCGACUCUCAAGGAUGGUUCUCUGUGCAGUGAGACGACAUCUCCUGAGGAGCAGUAGUAACGGUGGAGCCUGGGUCAGACUGCUGCAGAGACAGAGCAGUGGCUGUGUUUACUCCAGCAUCCAUGGCUUCAACCAAGAGGAGAUUACAGAGAAGCUGCAGGCCUUUGCAGGAGGCUCCAUCGAUCUGCUUAAACAGGAGUCUGGCAUUGCCGUGCUCACCGUCAACAACCCCUCCCGCAUGAACGCCUUCUCCGGCAGUAUGAUGGUGGAUCUGGAGGAGAAAGUGAGCCAACUGGAGAACUGGACAGAUGGCAAAGGACUCAUUGUUCAGGGUGCUGCUGGUACUUUCUGCUCUGGGUCAGACCUCAACGCUGUCAGAGCAAUAUCUAACCCACAGGAUGGGAUGAAGAUGUGUAUGUUCAUGCAAAAUACUCUAACAAGACUACUAAGGCUGCCUUUGAUGUCUGUAGCUCUGGUGGAAGGGAGAGCUCUGGGAGGAGGCGCAGAACUUACCACUGCCUGUGAUUUUAGAUUAAUGGCCUCUGGUAGCGUGAUCCAGUUUGUCCACAAAUACAUGGGUCUGGUUCCAGGCUGGGGUGGUGCCGCACGACUUGUCCGCAUUGUCGGAAGCCAGAAUUCACUCAAGUUGCUUGGUGGCGCUCUUAAAGUAGACCCUGAUUUUGGCUUACAGAUUGGACUGGCAGAUGGAGUCCUAACGGCCCCUCAGGUGAAGGAAGAUGCAGGGACUCUCCUACAGCAGGCUGAAAACUGGCUCAGUCACUAUACAAAGGGGCCUGCCCCAGUGAUCCAGGCUGUGAAGCAGGUAGUAUUGUCGGGGAAAGAGCUCCCUCUGGCAGAGGCUCUGAGGACUGAGAAAGAUGUGUUUGGCACAGUGUGGGGUGGUCCGGCUAACCUGCAGGCACUGGCCAAAAAUUCCAAACAUAAAUGAGCUGGUCCAAGUUUUCCCAAAGUGUCUGUUUUGUGUUUUCAGAUCUGAUCAUUUGAAAUAUCCUGUACGGUUCAAAAAUGUGUGGAUGGUGUCACACAGAGAAGUGCUACACCACCUUUGGGGGAGAGACUGACUCUUGGUUGCGAUUACUGAACUGACUGUGAUAAAUCUAAGUGCUUUUUGCCUCCACUGAUGAGGUAAUGCGCAUCAUGUACGUAAAUGGUACAUCAUGACUGCAGUGUUGGGGCUAACUACAUAAACAGUGAUGAUGAUAAUGUGCUGUUUUUGUCAUAUAUUGCAGACAAGGCUGUGGAGAAAAAGACAGAUUGAGGGUUUUGUUGACAGGGAUGAAAACUGAAUUCAAGUCAACUUUAUUUGUAAAGCCCAAUAUCACAUGUCACACAUUUUCCUUAAAGGGCUUUACAAUCUGUACAGCAACACAACAUCUUUUUACCUCAGACCCUCGAUUUGAAUAAGGAAGAACCCCUUUAAAAGGGAUAGAGGGUGCGGAGAUUCAACCAAACGGCAACACCUGGAAGGCACCUAUUCCAUCAUAAAUAUUAACCCCAUCAAUAAAAGUCCUUUAGGUUAUAUUU